Drosophila yakuba is the source of this 859-nucleotide messenger RNA. RefSeq lists its product as uncharacterized. The transcript has 2 exons. The record is from RefSeq and is a predicted model, not a curated record. Bases 52 to 756 code for a protein of 234 amino acids. Lineage: Eukaryota; Metazoa; Arthropoda; Insecta; Diptera; Drosophilidae.
AAUUGAAUCCGCAUUUAGUUGCCUCAGAUUAAACGGUUCACACGGUUCGAAAUGAAGGAUCAAGUAUUCAUCCCAUCGCUUUUACUCGCUCUUUGUAUCUGCGGAAUUGAAGCAAUUGUAUUGCCCAGGCUGCCGGAAAACAUACAGGAUUUUAAAUGUGAGGACGACGAUAUAGGAUUCAAGUUCAACUUAACAGAUUUCGCGGGCGACUGGUAUGAGGCUCUGAGAUUGCCCAAUGUUCCGGGAAUGGAGUGCCUGAAUGUCUCGAUUCCCUCGGAAGUCAAGGACAAUAAACUCUCUUUGGAUUUGAACUACGUUACCAUACUCAAUAGUAGUUGGACCCUUAGCAGGGAAGCCGUGAGCUUUCCCUGGAACAACUCCACCCAGUACGGCAUCUUCCACCCCGAUGCGAGUGAGGUCUCCUACAAGCUGGUGACCACCGACUACGUUUCCAUAGCCGUUGUCUGCGGCUACGGUAAAAACUCCGUGAUCCCCAUCCUCAAGCUCUUCACUCGAGAUCGCGAGGUCAGCGAGGAGAUCGUCGACCUGAUCAACACCCAGGCCGAGCAAUAUGGUUAUAGCUCCCUGAUCUACUGGGAAAAGCAAUCCCUCGAGGAGUGCAGGGAACCCAGUGGCCCAGUGGUAGGGUAUCUCGACUGCAGCGUUCUCACUUAUUUUCAACUAUCGAUAGUGCAAGUACGAGUUCUAAGAAAACAGGAUAUCAGCCCAUACAGGUGCACGUGUAAAUGUAGAUAAGCUGUAAGCCUUAUCGGCGACAGUGAGUCAUCGCAUAUUGAAAAUUGAAUACUUGCUGCAUACGUAUGCGUAUUCAUUAAUAAAUCGGCAGUACUGAUAAGCA